This is a messenger RNA of Oldenlandia corymbosa var. corymbosa, 859 nucleotides long. The record is from the annotation of a GenBank genome assembly. NCBI's taxonomy places the organism in Eukaryota, Viridiplantae, Streptophyta, Magnoliopsida, Gentianales, Rubiaceae.
AUGGCGGGACUUUUGUGUGACGACUGUAAGAACAAAGACUGGAAGAGAUUGGCCAAGCCGCGCUACAAUGUUCGUUAUGUUACACCAGGAGCACUUACCAAUGGUUGUUUGCAUUGGGUGGCUCAAGAUACUGAAUGUGGAGGGUAUCCUUUAGUUAUUGCUGCUUUCGACUUGGCUCUUGAAAAAUUCGAGAAAGUACCACCUCCUCGUGAUAUUGUUGAUAUGACAAGGGUUGAACUUACUGUUCUUGGAGGAUCUCUUGUUUGCUAUGUUCAUUCGGUCAAUGAUUUUCUUAUUAGCUACUGGAUGAUGAAGGAUUACGGAGUGCAAGAGUCUUGGUGUAUGUUUACCGUCGAUGGUUUUGGGUGUCCAAAGUUACUCUUUAAGUACUGUUACUAUCUUGAGGGAUGAUGAGAUUGUUUUUGUGGAGAACAUUAAGUUGGUUGUGUUUUCUCUGCCAUGUAGAGUUUGGAGCGAUAUGAAAGUUGUUGGUGUUCCAUAUUCAUACUACGAUCAUAAAAUUAUGACGUAUAAAGAGAGUCCUUUGUCUCCUAAUUGCACAUCAGCAUGAGAAAGAAUGGAAAUAAAAUCCUCUUUUUUUGAACAUACAAUCAGUGGUUCGGCAGGAGAGGAAUGCUAGAAGAUGCGGUGACACAAUAAGAAUGGCGGGAAAUUUGGUGAGGCAGAUGGAAGUGACCACAUGAAUCGUGAGAUGGAGUCCAGAAAAAAGCAUUUCUAAAUAGAAUACAUGUCUAGGUUUUGGUUUGCUGAUCUGUAGCUUUUUUAUUUUGUUACUCCCUCUGUCCAAAAAUAAUAAUAAUAAUCUCACAUUGAGUUUUGAGCUUUGCAUAUAAAAUAG